CGUAAAACAAAAUCUUAUGAAAAUGUACAUAGCUUGUGUUGCUCUAACAUUUUAGAGCAUUUUAGAGUGAUGAUCAAUUAUCUUCUAAAAUGAUCAACGGCUUAACUUUAAGAAAUCGUUAUUUCACAGUUUUACAUGCGAUAAAGUCAGAAUGCAUAAUUUAUUUAAAAUCUCCAAUUUGCUACUCAAAUAUGAUGAAUCAUUGAUGAUGCAAGUUACCAACAAAACCUUAUAACUAUGUCACUAGCCCUGUCAAAAGCUGACAAGAACGUUUUACUAGCAAAUGACCAAUCAAUCAACUGGUUGGUUUGCACGAUGUUUGAAUUUAUCAUGGAUAGCUUAAUAUAAUGAUAAGUCAAUCCAAUCAACCAAUCACUAGACAUUCAUAACUAGCCCAGUAAUGGUAAACAUAAAGCUCAUCGUUGAGUUUUUCGCUCUUCGUUACUUAAAAUCGUUUAUUCUAUUUGACUGUUCGACGAAUAUUUCGGGUUAGACUUCCUUCGAUAUUGAUUAAGCGUGAAACUAAUCUCAAUUUACUCCAGAUCUUCAUUCUGCCGUACACUACUCUAGCGUUCAUUUCAACGGUACCAUGCAAAUUGUCAACAUUUCUAGGGAAGUUUCUUACUCCGACAAAAUGAGCUCAAUUCGCAACGAUUUGGGACUCGUCGUGGACGCUAGUUGUGAGCAAACUGAGAAUCUUUUCAACGUUAUGUCUCGAAAUUCCUUUUUUAAUGCAUCUUACGAGUGGUUGAUUUUUUCAAGAAAUGCCAUCAAUAGUUCAUUUCGUCUUCUUCGACGCCAAAACUUGAACGUGGAUUCGAGGGUGGUGCUUGCUGAAGAACAUUCAUUUGGGGAGUUUUUACUGUUUGAUGUGUACAAUACGUUGUUUAGUAGAAAUGGUAAGUUUCACGUUACAUUAGAGGGACGUUGGAAUGAGGUGCGCGGAUUCAGUAUUGACUGCAGGCAGAGCCUGUACGAUCGGAGGCACGACUUUCAAAACGUGGCAAUUUACGUUGUUUUCACCGAUUUGAGAUAUAAGCAUAAUAGAACAAUUUUGGAGAGAUUGGAAACCAAUGAGCCUCUACAAGAUUUCGCAUUGUGGCGAUUUUCUUACCACUAUGUUCAGAUGCUCAUGAUGAAGCAUAAUUUUCGAGUUCAAUACAUAACCACGCCCGGUUGGGGUAGUCAAUCUAGCAUGGCUCACAAAAACAGUACUGGUUUACUCGGACAACUCAAACUUAGACAAGUGGACCUAUCAGUGAAUAUGGUGUACGUGUACCAAGAUCGGAUUGCAAUCGUGGACUACAGCGUUGUUGUAGCAAUGCACAACUGCCGGUUCGUAUUUCGACAUCCGAGGCGCUCCAAUACUCGAAUCACCUUCUUGCAACCCUUCGAUAACAGUGCCUGGCUUGGGUUGAUCACCGGUUUAACCGUAGCUGGAGUGGCCCUCUUUUGUGCCUUCCGACUGGAGCGAAAAUUUCCUUGGAAUAUUUCCAGAACAUCUCAAGAGUAUCUUUUAACAAUUCUAGGAUUUAUCUGCUUACAAGGAUUCGCUGGAACAACGUUCUUAAACGCCUCGAAGGUCAUCAUAGUCGUGAUGCUUUCAUGUGCAUUAAUAAUUUAUCAGUACUAUAGCUCAUUCAUCAUUGGGUCUCUACUAACGUCCCCACCGAGAUAUCUCAACACAAUUCGCCAGCUUAUUUCCAGCGACCUGGAAGUCACGAUCGAGAAUCUGUUCUACCUUUGGGAGUUUUACAAUCGGACUAUCAAUCCAGAAGUUGAAGAACUGUUUCAGAAGAAAAUCCUUACUGGUUCAGAAUCAUCUACGGAUGUCAUCAGUGGAAUCCAGAAGAUCAAAAAAGGUGGUUUCGCAAUGCAGUGCGACAUUGGAUAUGCAUAUCCCAUUAUAAAAAGAACGUUUACGGAUGACGAAAUAUGCGACCUGCAGGAAAUCGAAGUUUACUCCAAGAAACCGCUUCAUCUACCGCUGCCCAAGGGUUCGCCGCUGAAGCAGUUUUUCCGGGUGACGUUGCGAAAACUUAUCGAGAGUGGAAGUGGUCCGUACUUCGAGCGGGAAUUUUUCAGCCAGAAACCAGCCUGUUCGCGCGACUCGCUGGAACAAGUGGCCCAAAUCGAGGUGGUCCAAGUGGUGCACGUGUUUUACAUCCUAGCCAUGGCAAUGGUGGUUUGUCUUAUUUUGCUGGUGGUCGAGCAGAUCUACUAUCGAUCCAAUCAACGGCGGGAGCGGUUGGCUCCUUACAUGUCUUGAAUAAAUUUUGCAGUUGUAUUCCUAUUCCGAUUAAAUAGAAGCAAUCUAAAUAAAACUAACCUACAAACUCAAACAAACUAAUCCCUCCCAUCAAUCAGCAAAUUCAGUAGUUGAACCCUUAACUUUGUCCAACCUCUAGUGUGUACGUGCACCCAAGGGGCAUUAUGUAUACCUAGCAGUACAUAAUUACUAGGGUGGCUUGAAGUUGUAUGGGAAAAUUUUAAAAUGGACUAAUUCAAUCAGAACAAGCAUUUUCCGGUCCCAUUUGGGCCCCCAAACAACCCCCCAAAAUUUGGGAGCGAUUGGGUUUGACCCGGCUUUCCGCAAAGCGAAUCAAAAUUGUAUGGAAAUUUGUAUGGG
This is a messenger RNA of Culex pipiens pallens (northern house mosquito), 2629 nucleotides long. Its product is annotated as ionotropic receptor 75a-like. The record is from RefSeq and is a predicted model, not a curated record. Lineage: Eukaryota; Metazoa; Arthropoda; Insecta; Diptera; Culicidae. The coding region runs from base 590 to 2269 and encodes 559 amino acids. The transcript has 6 exons.